Messenger RNA from Adineta steineri, 1848 nucleotides. The record is from the annotation of a GenBank genome assembly. Lineage: Eukaryota; Metazoa; Rotifera; Eurotatoria; Adinetida; Adinetidae.
AUGAGGAGUGACAUAAGUCCAUUAAUAAGUUUUAUUCUUCUACCAUUACUUUUUUUAGUACCAGACUGUGCUGCAAGAAAAGCAGCUUCAGUAUAUGAUUACAUUAUUGUUGGUUCGGGCCCUGGUGGCGCAACAGUAGCUACACGUUUAGCGUUAAACAAUUUCAGCGUCUUAUUAAUUGAAGCUGGUCCUGAUUAUGAUGGUGGUGAUACUAGAACACCGGGAUUUUGGGCACAAACUCAAUUAAAUUUACCUAUAACUAUUAAUUUUUAUCCUUAUCUCUAUUCGAAAGAAAAUGGCACAACAAUAUUAUAUCCACGAGGAAUGAUAUUAGGUGGUAGUGCACAAUUGAAUGCAUUAGUAGCAAUGACGGUAAAUCCAUCUGAAUGGGAUAACAUAGCAGCGAUUACUGGUGAUUCAAAUUGGAGUUCACAAAAUAUGAUAGGAAAAUAUCAACCAUUCGUAGAAAAUUGUCAAUAUUGUUUAAAUAAUGAUACCGAUAAAAAUAAAAAUGGUUGGGCAGAUAUAUCAGCACCAGCUUAUAGGAAACCUUCGUCACAGUUGAAUAUAACUAAUCCUGCUAUUAAUACUUUAUUCGAAGCUAUUAAUGAACGUUUAAAUUAUAAUCCAAAUGUUAAUGAAAAUAAAUCUUAUGAUAGUUGGUUUUAUUUACCUCAAUCGAUUAAUCAAGAUGAAGGUAUAAGAUCCAGUACUUAUAAACGUAUAAAAAGUGUUCAAUCACUUCGACCAUCGAAUUUUCAUAUAUGGACAAAUACAUUUGUUACAAAAUUAAUUAUUGAUCCAACAACAAAAAAUACAUGCGGUGUACAAUAUGUAAAAGGUUCAAAUCUAUACAAAGCCAGUCCAUUAGCAUCACCAUCUCUAAAUAUUAAAAAUGUAAAAAAAUCAGUAAUCUAUGCAAAACGUGAAAUUAUUGUAUCAGGUGGACAAUGGUUGUCGCCACAAUUGUUACAACUGAGUGGUAUUGGUGAUCGUACUCUAUUAGAAAAGUUGGGCAUUCCAGUUAUACAAGAUUUACCAGGCGUUGGUAAAAAUCAACAGGAACAUAGUGAAAUAUCAUAUAUUGUUAAAUUAAAGACAAAUGAAAAUAUAUAUGAAUCGAAUAAUUCUAAUUGUAUUUUCAAUAAAACAUCUAAUGAUCCAUGUUUAAUUGAUUAUUUAAAUAAUCCAACAGCGAGUAUUUAUUCAUCGAAUCUUAAUAUUUUUUCUAUAUUUCGUUCUGCUGAACCAAUUGUACCAAAUUUUCCCGAUAGUAUAUUUCUCUUUGUACCCCAACGAUUUACUGGUAUUCGAACAAAUUGGUUACAGACAAUGGCACAGUAUCCUUUUGGAACAUAUUUAACUGUAGAUAUAGAACUUGGACGUAAUAAAAAUAAUUUAGGUAAUGUUUAUAUUCAAUCUACCAAUCCAUUUGAUACACCAUUAAUUGAAAUGAAACAUUUUCAAGAUGAAAAUGGACCGGUUGAAGUUAAUCAAUUUAUACAACAUAUUCGUUUUCUACGAGAUUUAUUCACUAAUAGUCAAUUUUCGAAAUAUGUUGAUUAUGAAGAUUUACCAGGUAGUCAAUUUCAGACUGAUGAACAAUUGAGUGCAUUCAUAUAUGAAUAUGUAUGGGGACAUCAUGCCUGUUGUACAAAUAAAAUGGGAAAUACUGAAACUGAUCCAUUAGCUGUAGUUAAUUCAAAAGCACAAGUCAAAGGUAUAAAUAAUCUACGUAUAUGUGAUAUAUCAAUAUUUCCAGUGAUACCUGGUUACUAUCCAAUGGUACCAAUUUUUAUGGCAGCUGAAAAAAUAGCUGAUGAUAUUAUCAUAGCAGCUAAAGGUUGA